Molecule: messenger RNA, 726 nt
Organism: Lachancea fermentati
Lineage: Eukaryota; Fungi; Ascomycota; Saccharomycetes; Saccharomycetales; Saccharomycetaceae
Source: the annotation of a GenBank genome assembly
AUGACGACAUCACACAGACCCCAGCUAGAGGCUCGUAAUGGAGCCAAGGGCAGCUACGUUCCAACCAGCAUCGAGCAUGCAAGACUUUUGCCUAGUCAUACAAAACUUAAGUACAGGAAGAGGAAGACGCACUUGCCGUCCGAACGGUCAAGGGAAAACAAUAACGAAGAGAAUAAGAAACGCAAGCAUGAGAAUGGCAAAUUAUUGCUCAAAGUAUCUGGAAACUUGAAAGAGAAUUUGGCAGAAAAAACUUCAGCAUCCGACGAAGAGGACAGCAGUUACAAAGAGUUGAAUCACGGUGACAAUACUUCAAAUUUAGAAAGUGAUAAAAGUGCUGCUGACACUGUAGGAAGUAACUCUGAGGAUAAUAUCUCAGGCAGCUCGUCUGAUGAAGAAGAAGAAGAAGAGGAAGAAGAAGAGGAAGAAGAAGAGGAAGAAGAAGAGGAAGAAAUCGAGGACCAAGAGGCUCUCUUACGUGAACUGAACAAAAUAAGACAGGAACGCUUAAUGAAGAAGAUGGAGGAGCAGCAAGCUAAGGGGGACGCUGAACGGGAGAGUGAACCAAGCUUCAAAACAAAAUCUGAUUGGCGAUCACGUACCGCUUUCGGAAGACGUAGAAAAGUUAACUCCUCUUCUAAUAGGAAUAAAGAUGAUAAGAGCAAAUACACAAGCGAUCUCACUAAAAGUCAAUACCACCAAGAAUUUCUUCACAAAUUUGUUAAAUGA